Brettanomyces nanus is the source of this 1641-nucleotide messenger RNA. RefSeq lists its product as uncharacterized. Gene Ontology annotation, biological process: lactate catabolic process. Gene Ontology annotation, molecular function: D-lactate dehydrogenase (NAD+) activity; D-lactate dehydrogenase (cytochrome) activity; FAD binding. The transcript has 2 exons. The record is from RefSeq and is a predicted model, not a curated record. Lineage: Eukaryota; Fungi; Ascomycota; Pichiomycetes; Pichiales; Pichiaceae. Bases 1 to 1641 code for a protein of 546 amino acids.
AUGAGGAUGUUCAAAUAUAUAGGUGGAAAAGUUCCUAGAUUUGUUAAGAUCUUUAAACGGUACAAAAUUACCGGAUCAAAGACUGCUACUAGAAGGAGUGUGAGAAGUAAGGACUCGUCGGUCUCUUCAGGCUCGGUCUCUUCAGGCUCGCACUCUUCAGGCUCGGGCUCCCCAUUUGCUAAUUCAUUAACCUUCCAGGCUUUCAUGAUUGUUGGUGCCAUGGGAGCAGGAUAUUCACUAGGAAAAUCUAUGAUCACGGAAAACCCACCAACAGACUUGUUUCCUUCAGGCUCGACUACCAAAUUAAUAGAUCUUCCUGUUAAGAAUUCCAAAGAAUAUGGUGAUUACGACAAGUUUAAAAGAUGCAUAUUACGUAUUUUGGAAUCUCAAGGUUACACUUUUGAUCAGAAGAAUAACAAGAAUGACUAUUUGUUUGAGGAUUCUUUUAUAAGUAAGGAUUUGGCCCAAGUGAUGAACGACGUUAGCCAUUUUCAGGAGAUUUUUUGGGGUAAAAAGAUCGAUGAUAUUGACGAAAAGAAGUUUAUAUUUUAUCCGGAAAAUGCCUCUCAAGUCAGUAGCAUCCUAAAGUAUUGUCAGGAGUUUCGUAUUCCUGUGUUCACUACUGAACAGAGCUAUUUGCACUUCUCAAAGAAGAUCCCAUAUAGAAUGGAGAUUAAUUUCAGUCGAAUGACUGGUUAUGAAGCUGUUAAGGAUGAUGAUUCAGUAAUGGAUGUUCAGCCAGGGGUCAAUUUACAUGAUAUUAACGAGUAUUUGAAUGAAAAGGGAUUUCAAAAUUUGAAUUCCACUACAUCUCCGCUGGAUCUGUUGCUAAGUUCGGUAGGUAUUGAACUUACCGAUUCAUCAAACAGGCUUUUCUAUAAUAAAUUUGACAAAUCACAGGUUAUACAGUUUACAGCAGUGCUUUCCGAUGGUACCGAAAUGACUGUGGACAGAAAUAGUGAAGGCUAUAAAUUAUUUGAGCUUCUUUCCAGCAUCGAAAAUUCUUCAGCAAUAAUCACGAAUCUUAGAAUGAACGUUUUUAUGAAAUCUGCUCAAUCUAAGGAUUUAUUAGUGGUUCUGGCGUUUAAAUCAAUCGAUGACAUCAAUUCUACAGUGAAAGAACUUAGCGCGCAAAAAAGGAUUUCCCAAUUAGGAAAUAUAGGAUUCGUUGAUAGUUCGAAAUGCAGGACAUUGGAGGAGAGAUUUGAAGGAUAUAAAACGUUUGCAGUAUUGAAGGUUGCUGCAGAUCAGUACAGUAGACUUGGAAGCAAAUUUAACAAGGGAUGUGAUAGGUUUAAGGUGUUUAAGAUAGAUAUCAAGGAUUUGGAUGGAUAUCAGAGCAGUUACUAUUCGAAUCGGAUGGAUAAGCCUGAUUUGAACCGGAAUGAUAAGCCUGAUGCAGAUUCCAAAGCUUCCAGUGCACUUAUAGUAUCACGGGAUCUUCUAAAACAGAAAUUGUGCAGCUAUUACUCGACAAGUCAUCUACUGGAGACUGCACAGACAGAUAAAAUGAUAGUUGAAGGAAACCCUCAGACAGAUUUAUUAAGAAGAAUUAAACUAAGUUUGGAUCCUGCCAAGAUUCUUAACGUAAACGUUGACAUCAUAGCGAAGGCAGGAGAAACCCAGACCAAACUCAUAUAG